CAGAGCUUUACACGAUCUACAGUGUUUUGUCUGUAACUUAGUUGUACACUCAGUCUGUACACUCAGUGGUGAUGGAGUAUACUGGGUUCAUGUGUCUCCUGCUGUGUGUAAGCGUACACACAGCCAGCAGCGUAAAACAAUCUUGUCAAAAGAAAAACAUCUGCCUCGUUAAAUGUGGCGAUAAGACUGAGGACAGUGUGACCUGGAGCAGAGACGUAGAUGGAAAAAGGGAGAAGACUCUCACUGUCUACAAUGCCAUAGUUACCAAACACAUCAAUGACACAGACACACGUUACAGCUCAGGACCAAGUCUGAUUCUGAGUAUAUUCGGAUUCUCACACUCAGAUUCUGGUCAAUAUUAUUGCAAUGAGAACACGGUGGAGCUCAGUGUGAUAGCUAAGACUGGAACAAGCACUCAAGACACAACUAGGACUGUUCAGUGGAUGUUAAUAGCUGCAGUAGCUGGAGGCUUCGUGUUCACAUUAGCAUCGGUGCUGGUUCUGUGGAGAUGUUUAUCCAAAAAGAAAGCAGGAUCUUCAGAUCAGCUGCCUCUCUCUGAGGAUACUUACACGACUCAAUCAGUACCACAACCAGCAGGAUCAUCAAAUUAUCUACACUUCUAUGAGUCUCUUUAUUGGACUCCAUCGGCUCCACAAACAGGAGAUGGCCAGCAGAACCCAGGGGAUGGCAUUUAUUAUCUGGCUACACAGCCUGGAAUCAAGAUCAUGCCAUAACACACAAACUU
Clarias gariepinus (North African catfish) is the source of this 745-nucleotide messenger RNA. RefSeq lists its product as uncharacterized. The record is from RefSeq and is a predicted model, not a curated record. Bases 72 to 734 code for a protein of 220 amino acids. Lineage: Eukaryota; Metazoa; Chordata; Actinopteri; Siluriformes; Clariidae. The transcript is spliced from 6 exons.